This is a messenger RNA of Mesocestoides corti, 1458 nucleotides long. The record is from the annotation of a GenBank genome assembly. Lineage: Eukaryota; Metazoa; Platyhelminthes; Cestoda; Cyclophyllidea; Mesocestoididae.
AUGAGCCUCAGUGUCGCCUCUGUUCCCCCCCUACAACGCCGAAUUGCAUCCUCUGCGUGUGUGUGUGUUCUGCAGCGCAUUUCCUCUUUGCCUGAUUCUUGGACGCGAGCAGCGAAUGACGCGGCCGAGGGAAAUUGGCAACUAAGCGGGACUCUUUCGACGUCCGUGGGGAAUCUCAUCGAACGCACGCCACCCCCGUCUUCGUCGUGUUUUCGGCUGAUUCGCCACGCCUCACAGCUGACUCAAUUGAUUGCCAGUGCGUGCGCGUGCGCGCGCGCGCGCGGGUUCGCCUGUCUGUCGCACACCCUUCUCUCUCUCGCGCGCGCGUGUGUGUGUGUCUGUCCGCACGGGUGUGCACGCACGUGCGCACCACCUGCUAAUCGAAUCGCGGUGAGGCGUGUCGUGCGCACGUCUACUGCUCGCGUCUCCGUGUGUGUGUUAGCCAACGACGUGGCGUUGUUGUCGUCGUCGUCGCCGCCGCUGUCGCCGUCGUUGUCUUGGUGCAUUGGUGUGCGUGCCUGUGUGCUGAUAUGCCUGCUCCCUUUGUGCGCGUCUCUCCUCUCCUCCGUUAAACUCACGCUCAUUCAUCCAAUUGUAAUCACAAACAUCAUCAACCACGCUCAGGAUUAUGAAUGCCGAUUUCAGGCCGAGGGACCCAGAGCAUUGGGCGUAUUUGCGGCGAAUGUUUUGACCCCCAAUGAAUUGGCGGCCAAGUUGAACGCCGGCCCCGGGUUCCCCUUCGGCGGUGGAGGCAUUCGUCGUCCGACUGCUUCACCCGCGGUCGUUGCCGAUCGCGGUGCCACCGUCGCCUCCGGAGACGCCACGCCAGCCUCCGCCUCUCCUGGGUCACCCCCCGCCAACCGAGGUUGCGGCGAGGGUGCCGUGUCGACUCCAAUCCAAGACGCCUACAUGGACGGCGCGAUGCUUCGCAUCAACCUCAACCGACAGCGUCGGCAUCGCGCGCGCACCAACAACCCCGUGGGUUCAGGAAUUGCUGGACCCCUUCUUGGUCGGAUCUCCGAAGAAGAUGGGGCCAGAUCCACUGCUGCUGCCGGCACCACUUCCCCCCAGCCGCCUCCAACCACUCCCAAGCCAGAAAUCGUCGCCACCAAGCGCUCCUCACGGUCGUCUCAUCCGGAGAUGAUGGAGAUAGAGACGUCAGGGAGGUUGCGAACUCCGUCCAGGUGUUCUACCUCUUCCUCGUCCAUCUCGACCUCAGACGAUGACGAGGAUAUGGAGAAACUCCCGUACAGAGUGCGAAAACAUCUCUCCACUGAAGGCAGGAGUCGAUCAAGUAGCGAAAGCGAUUUUGGCGACAUUGACAGGGAGGCUUCCGCGUUGUAUAGCGGGCCAUAUGACAUGAGCCCACUUGGCUAUUCAGGCGAUGCCCGUAGGCGUGUUGUGGUCCUGAACGACUCAGUUACUGAACAGCUUGAAGUUUCAGCUCGUUAUUGGUGA